AUGCCAAAGAUUGUCUUAAAGAAGAAGCCUUCCAAAGAAACCAGGAAACCACCAACUCCGCCACAUGAACCAACACCACCUCAAUCACCAAUCCAAUCACCUCCAAGACAAUCUACACCACCACAACAACCUUCACCACCGAAACAACCAACACCACCUAGACAAACAUCACCUAUACAUCAUUCACCACUACAUCUUUCACCGCCACCACAACAAAUGCUUCUUACAUCGCAAGAAAUCUUUCAAACACCUCUACCCACUCAAAUUCAACCUGGUUCUUCUGGCAAAGGUCUUUACACUCCUCAUGAUAGUCUUGAAGACAUUGGAGAUUUCGGUUUUGCUAACGAUGAACAAGUGAAGAAGUUGGAGAAAAAGAUGGAUGAAGUGUUAGAUGAAAACAAUAAAUUAGCUGCUGAAAACAAGAAAGUCGCAGAUCGUGAGAGAAUUCUUGAAAUGCGUGUGAAGAGGUUGGAAGGUGAUAACAAAGAGUUGUUGAAAAAGAUUGAUUCUGAUCAAUCAGAGAUUGAUAUUUUGAAGGUGAGAGUUGCUGAACUUGAAGAAGAAAAGACUCGAAGAGAUUAA
This is a messenger RNA of Helianthus annuus (common sunflower), 582 nucleotides long. RefSeq names its product CCAAT/enhancer-binding protein alpha-like. The record is from RefSeq and is a predicted model, not a curated record. NCBI's taxonomy places the organism in Eukaryota, Viridiplantae, Streptophyta, Magnoliopsida, Asterales, Asteraceae. The transcript has a single exon. The coding region runs from base 1 to 582 and encodes 193 amino acids.